GACUAUGGAAGGCCACGGCGGGGUGACUGGUUGCCACGUCUUGUGGGCUAAUUUUUUCCAUAUUCAGGCAGCCAAGCCUCACACUGACUCUGCACUGACUGGGAGGGGGCUGAGGCUAAGCCCUGCUAACUGGCCUGCCGGACACACCUCCUACUCACUGAUCCAGGGACUCUUGUGUUGUGGCUCACACACAGCUGGCUGCUGGAGUACAGGGAGCCCUGGAUAAGGAGAUAGGCCACCAGUCCUGGCCGGGGACAGAGGUCGCAGGGUGCUGUGCUCUGGAUCAGGAUGAUGUGCCCACCUUCUACAGCCCACAGCCCACAGGACAAUCCGCCCAUCACCUAGGGAUAAUUCCAUGCUGCCUUAGAGACACACGACAAUGAAUCUUAAAAAACGAAGAUGUGGAGACUCUAGCUAUGUUUCAGAACAGCAUGAGAUUGAUGGCGUUUCUCCUCUUGCUUGCUGCCCUCGGAAGCUGGCAUUGUGUGAUCUCAUGCAACAUCAGCCCAGAUGGGAAUUUUGCCUACUGCAAAGGCAACAACCUCAAUGACGUACCCCAGAACCUUUCAUACAACCUGGAGUACCUGGAUCUGUCGUACAAUACCAUCUCAGAGAUAACCACCAACAGCUUUUCCCAGUAUCCCUACUUACAAACGCUGAACCUGAGCUUCAAUAAUAUUUCCAGCGUAGAAGACGCAUCAUUUCAGAACAAUCUUGGCAUGAGGAACCUGAGUUUGUUUAACAACUCUCUUGUGGAGAUACCAUCUGCUUUGACACAGCUGGAGAACUUGAACGUCCUUGACUUGUCCAAUAACUUGUACCCCUAUGCGACUCUAGGGGAUAUGUUUUACAAGUUGGGGAAUUUACAAGACUUGUCCAUUGGGGGCCCAUUAGUUUCUAAAGUCCUGAAAUAUGAUUUUGUCCCCAUACAGAAUAUUAGUUUACAAAAGUUUGCAUUGAAAACCAAGUCCAGUUUAGGCUAUUACGAACCAGGGGCUUUCUCUUUGCUGAACACCCAGGUCCUGUGGCUUGACAUAGCUAUUGAUAAUAAUGCAACGCUGCUGAGGGACAUGUUAGCGGACUUGUCCGGUAAAACUUUCAAUAGCCUCCGUUUCCGGAAUUUAUUUGAGUUUUCCUAUUAUGAAGGUGCCGUGGACAUAUUCUCUUCCAUUCCGUAUAUUAACUUAGAAGAGCUGGUCUUCUACAGAGGGAAAUUCAAUGAAUACCUUCUGCGUUUGGUCUUGCAAAACGUCCAACUGUCCAACUUGCAGAACCUCUCGCUGCUCUCUGUGGAUUUCGCACGUUCGCUGAAUGGCGAUAAGACUAAUGUAACCAUUAAUAACUUGGUUUUGAACCAGCUGCUAAUAAAAGAUGUCACCAACCCGGAUAUCCUGAGAUUUGAUUGGACAUUCAUAUGGUUUAGCAAAGUCACCAAUUUGUACAUCAUCAACGUGAACUUCAACUUUGUUCCUUGUGACGCCUGGGGACAAAUGACAAAUGUCGUCACUUUGAACAUAUCUGCCAAUCGGCUUCUGGCUUCGUACUUGUUCAACUUAUUGUGCAAGUACAGCGUGCUGCCAGUGAUCGAGACAUUUAAUGUUAGCAAUAACCAGGUCCACAGCCUGAGGACCAUCUCACUGUUGACAGCUACAUGGCCAAAGCUCACCAACCUGGACCUCUCAAAUAAUUAUAUUGGGACUCUCAACGAGUCUUGUGUGUGGACGCCCAGCAUCAAAGUUCUCUCUUUAAGUUACAACUUACUCUCGGAGGACAUAUUUAAGUGUCUACCUUUGACAUUGGAAUAUCUGGACAUGUCUAAUUCCCUGUUGGAUCGAUUAAAUAUGAGUUACUUUAAACAUGCUGCCAACUUGACCUCUCUAAUUCUCAGUAACAAUAAAAUAAAAUUCAUUGCGAAGAGCUGGAACAGUGCCAACCUCCAGGUUUUGGCACUAGAAGGCAACUCUUUUGGAACAAUCGAUCAAGGUUCUUUCCAACAUUUGCCCCAGCUGAAAGAACUGACUGCUGGGAAUAACCCUUACCACUGUACAUGUGACCUUAGCGCCUUCAUCAAAGGGACAAUAACAUCGGGGUCCUUGAUAGUCCCGGACUGGCCAGACAAUUAUUUCUGCUAUCACCCUCUGAGCCUUCUAGACACCAGACUGGACUUAUACAGCCCGGGAAAGCUGGAGUGUAACGUCAGUCUGGUGGUGGCCAUAUCAGUAUCGGUAACAGCAUUUGUAGUCAUUGUCUGCAUGCUACUGUGCUGGAGGUUUAAUGUCCCCUGGUACUUGAGAGCAACGUGCCAGAUAAUUAGAUCCAAAUACCGAGCCCGGAAAUUCCAGGAAGCCAAAAACUAUGCCUAUCAUGCCUUUAUCUCUUACAGCUACUCGGACGCAGAUUGGGUGAGAUGUGUGCUGCUCCCUAGACUAGAGAGCUGUAACCCUCCCUACCGAAUCUGCAUUCACGAAAGAGACUUCCUCCCUGGAAAGUGGAUUAUCGACAACAUCAUAGAUAACAUAGAGAACAGCUGUAAGAUUAUCUUCAUCCUGUCCCGUAACUUUAUCAACAGCGAGUGGUGUAACUACGAGCUGUACUUUGCCCACCAGAGGGCCAUUGGCCAUGCCUUCGAAGAUGUCAUCCUGGUUGUCAAGGAGAACGUCAGCAUGAAAGACCUACCCAGGAAGUUCUGCAGGCUGCGGAAGAUGCUUAGGACUAAAACCUACCUGGAGUGGCCUAUGGAGGAAAGCCGCCAGCCAUUCUUCUGGGUCCAACUCACGAGCAUCCUGGGGAGAGGCGGACAAGGUGCCCCAGGCCAAGAGAACUUUUCAUUGGUGAAGGAAACUGCGAAUGUAGAUAGCAACUCAGAAAACAACAGUGUCAACACACUACCGGCUGAUCAAAACCUGGACAUUGUGUCUCCAUCAUUCUUUGUGUGACUUCUUUUCCGAAACUCGUUUCCUUAUGGUAAAUGUUUCUCCACAGAGUUUAUCCUGUCUUGUGCAAUUACUGUGAUGGAGCUCCCUGCACACGUCCAACCAAACCAAUAUUUUCCACUGGAAUAGGUAGGACAACACGUUGCUUCUGUGGAACUACAAAUGCCAGCAUACAGAAGGCCUGAUUUAGCGGCUAUAUGUCAAUCUGUGAGGUAAAUGCCGCUACAAACUCCUUCCCUUAUGUACAUCUGUAGUCAGGGACGGACUAGUGCGUGAUUUGUGCACACGAGAAGGAGGCGUGGUCACAGCUCAUGGGGGUGUGCCGCGAGUCCCAGAGGCCUGGCCUUGCGGCACCUCUCUCUGCAUAUCCGGACUGGGCCACCGGACCUUCUGACAGUUGCCAGAAGUGCCGUAUGAGCAGUCCGGCCCUGUCUAUAUUACAGAUUGGUGCAUCUUUAUGUGCCACCAUCGGUCGCACCAUAGGAACUUGCAGUAGCCCUAUGAGGUGCAGUUCCUUUCUGACCACAGCCUCCUGUGUCAGUGACUCUAAGUCUGGAAAUGCAGCUGCUGGCAUUGCCACGCCCAAGACCCUCCCAUAACACACUCACUGACCGUCCCAUGUUUGCAUCCAUUACUAGCCCCCUCCCUGUCACCGCCCAGGAACAGCCAUCACUGGACUGCCACAUUUCUGAUACCGUCUGAAUCGACUGCAACAGAAAUGUUGAAGUAUGCGCAGCUGCAAGUAAUCGAUAAGUUAUGUGUCCAUUGACACUGUGUAUGGUCAGUAUCAGGCACUGAGACUUGUAGUCCGACAGAAGUCGGAGAGCCUUGGGGCACGUCGACCCUUUUCUUAGACUGGUUGCCAAGGAAAUGGUGCCAAACAUAUAGAAUAAAUGUAUAUUUAGUUUUAUACAGACUGAAGUGUAUGCAUUAAAAAAAUGCAUAAAAAGUAACAACCAAUGAUCAAUUAUAACAAAUGCAGAAUAAGUAAGUGUAAAGUCUGGGCUGCUGUCCUGGAAACAGAAGUGAAGUACGCUGUAAUACGCCAGUAUCGCCCAGUAGUGAAGUACGCUGUAAUACACCAGUAUCGCCCAGUAGUGAAGUACAUUGUAAUACACCAGUAUCGCCCAGUAGUGAAGUACGCUGUAAUACGCCAGUAUCGCCCAGUAGUGAAGUAUGCUGUAAUACACCAGUAUCGCCCAGUAGUGAAGUACGCUGUGAUACGCCAGUAUCGCCCAGUAGUGAAGUACGCUGUAAUACGCCAGUAUCGCCCAGUAGUGAAGUAUGCUGUAAUACACCAGUAUCGCCCAGUAGUGAAGUACGCUGUGAUACGCCAGUAUCGCCCAGUAGUGAAGUACGCUGUAAUACACCAGUAUCGCCCAGUAGUGAAGUACGCUGUGAUACACCAGUAUCGCCCAGUAGUGAAGUACGCUGUAAUACACCAGUAUCGCCCAGUAGUGAAGUACGCUGUGAUACGCCAGUAUCGCCCAGUAGUGAAGUAUGCUGUA
This is a messenger RNA of Pseudophryne corroboree (corroboree frog), 4441 nucleotides long. Its product is annotated as toll-like receptor 2. Gene Ontology annotation, cellular component: plasma membrane. Bases 417 to 2936 code for a protein of 839 amino acids. The transcript is spliced from 3 exons. The record is from RefSeq and is a predicted model, not a curated record. Gene Ontology annotation, biological process: immune response; inflammatory response; toll-like receptor signaling pathway. NCBI's taxonomy places the organism in Eukaryota, Metazoa, Chordata, Amphibia, Anura, Myobatrachidae. Gene Ontology annotation, molecular function: transmembrane signaling receptor activity; protein binding.